AAGCUUUACUGACACAACUUGAGGUACAUAAUGAGAGUGCAGAAUGGCAAAGAAAUUUCAGCUUUCAGCUUCAUCUCCACAUUGUGCUCUCCCUUCCCAUUUCCCCCAAAAAAUGUUCAAUCUUUCUUGCUUCUUCCUCCUCUUCCUUCUCCAUUUUGCUGCUGUCAAUGUGGUUUUUGCAGGUGAUGAAGCAGUGGGUCUGCAGGCUUUUUCUGGGGUUCCAGUUUUUUUGUGUGGGGAAGAGAGGGUGGGGUUGGUGUUGCCAUCCAUGAAGAACAUUCACUAUUCUCUUACUAGGUGGGGUUUGGGAGGGGAAAUCAAAGUCUCAACUUCUUUCUCCCCAAGCUGUUUGCAGUACCAGAGCUAUGCAGAGACAUAUGUUAAGCCUGUUGUUGAGUUUUUCAGGGAGAUAGAUGCGCCUUAUUUGGUCACCCCUUCUUCUGAUUUGUCCAUUUCAGAGUUUAUCAAGAAUCUUGGAGGUUUUAGCCUGAAGAAGAUCCAUUUAAUGGCAGAGAAUGAGAGGCAGGAAAGAGCAAAACCCAGAAGCAGAAGCAGAAGGCUUUCCUUGUUUGAUUCUUUAUUUGCAGAUUCAGUUCCGGCUAGGCCAUGGCUAAUAGCUCCGGCUCAACCCCCCACCGGUUCAUCUUCGCCGGCGUUUGCUGCAAAAAGCCCUCUCCCUCCACUUAUAGGGAGUUUUCCGCCGCCCCCAUUGUCUCUUCCAGCUCCCAUGUUCAACCCUGCAACUCCGCCGUACGGGCCGCACUUGCCGCCGUGUAAGCCGUCCGGGGGCGAAGUCUCUGUGCCGCCGGCGCCUGCGCACGGUGGGCUGUGGUGCGUGGCGAAGCCCAACGUGCCGCCGGAGACUCUGAAGGAGGCUCUGGACUACGCCUGUGGAGAAGGCGGCGCGGACUGCCAAGCCAUUAGUCCUCACGGCAGCUGCUAUUUCCCCGACACCAUUGUCGCCCAUGCUUCCUACGCUUUCAACAGCUACUGGCAGAGAUCCAAGAAAAUUGGCGGCACCUGUGGCUUUGAAGGCACUGCUAUGCUCAUCAACUCUGACCCAAGUUAUCGCCAUUGUCGAUUCAUUCUUGCAUAGUGAAGGGAAUCUGACAUUUUGGUGUGGAACUGAGGAUUUGAUAAUUGAGAUCGUCCGGCGGGGAAAAGGUGUAUGAUUGCCCCACUGUGUGGCAUCCUAGUAUCGUAGUUGUUAAUAAGUAGGACACCUGGGAAUUCUAUCAUAUGUAUGAAUGAUGAUUCAAUUAUAAUCCUAUGAUUUUGGUAAU
This is a messenger RNA of Ipomoea nil (Japanese morning glory), 1283 nucleotides long. RefSeq names its product glucan endo-1,3-beta-glucosidase 12. The coding region runs from base 44 to 1096 and encodes 350 amino acids. The record is from RefSeq and is a predicted model, not a curated record. Lineage: Eukaryota; Viridiplantae; Streptophyta; Magnoliopsida; Solanales; Convolvulaceae. The transcript is spliced from 3 exons.